UUGGUCUCUUCCUUCGGUCUUCUCCUAAUGAGGCGAAUAGCGACGUUGCAUCAUACUGCAUGCAGCCGCCGGAGCGUUUUAGUAACGAUGCAGUUCUCGAUCAGGCGCGAUCAGCCCGGCGACUGCGGCAGCGGCACGUGGUGGCCUUAGGAGAAGUGCCUGAUGGGACGGUGGUCACCGUCAUGGCUGGAAAUGAUGAGAACUACUCUGCAGAGCUGCGAAACGCUUCUGCCGUGAUGAAGAACCAGGUGGCCAGAUUUAAUGACUUACGAUUCGUGGGCAGAAGUGGAAGAGGGAAGAGCUUUACUUUGACAAUAACUGUCCUGACAAAUCCCCCCCAAGUCGCUACAUACCACAGAGCUAUAAAGGUUACAGUGGAUGGGCCAAGGGAGCCAAGAAGGCACAGACAGAAGCUUGAUGACUCUAAACCUAGUUUGUUCUCUGAACGCCUCAGUGAUUUAGGGCGCAUUCCUCAUCCCAGUAUGAGAGUAGGGGUCCCGACCCAGAGCCCACGGCCCUCUCUGAACUCUGCACCAAGUCCUUUUAAUCCACAAGGACAGAGUCAGAUUACAGACCCCAGGCAGGCGCAGUCAUCCCCGCCAUGGUCCUAUGACCAGUCUUACCCAUCCUACUUGAGCCAGAUGACUUCGCCAUCCAUUCACUCCACAACUCCCCUGUCCUCCACUCGAGGCACAGGACUUCCAGCCAUCACCGAUGUGCCCAGACGCCUCUCAGAUAUUAUUAUAAUCUUGGAUGCUGCUGCCAUACACCUGUUUGACUCGCAGCCAGGUGAAUUUCUUGCUGUUGUGUUUUCCCCUUCCACCAAGCUCAUAGCGCUGGAAAUGUUGAUCACUCCACUGAGCUGCAUCACCGACAAGCUGCACUUCAGCCAGCAGGCAU
Messenger RNA from Pelecanus crispus (Dalmatian pelican), 900 nucleotides. Lineage: Eukaryota; Metazoa; Chordata; Aves; Pelecaniformes; Pelecanidae. The record is from RefSeq and is a predicted model, not a curated record.